AUGUCCCGUGAGGCGGGUGUGUGGCGUGGGGGCACGGGGACACGGGCACGCAAGCCCAAGAAACCGCACUACAUCCCCCGGCCAUGGGGCAAGCCGUACAACUACAAGUGUUUCCAGUGUCCCUUCACCUGCCUGGAGAAGUCCCAUCUGUACAACCACAUGAAGUACAGUCUCUGCAAAGACUCCUUGUCCCUGCUCCUCCACUCCCCAGACUGGGCCUGCCGCCGCGCCCCCACCUCGUCCCAGCCCGAUGCCACUGACACCCCCACCGGAGCCAACCUCAGCGUCCCCAACACCUUCUCCCUGCACCACUUCGACGGAGGCCCCAAGCUGAGGGCUGAGAGGGCUCCGGGAACACUGCCCACCGCCACCAGGGCCUCCAGCAAGGGCCUGAGCUCCAGUAGGCUCUUGCCCAAGUCAUGGAAGCCUGGAGCGGGUGGGGACACGAGGAGUAGGGCCAUGGGGGACGUGACUGCCGAGGGUCCUGAGGGCCCUGCCCUCUGCUACCCACCCCCCCACUUCAGCGAGUUUCCUGAGGCCCAGAACUUCCCACCAUCACUAUUGGGAAUUAACUAUCAGCUCAGCCCAGGACUCUUUCCCUACCUUGGGUCCUCCCUGGCCACUGCCCACAUGCCCCUCUUGGCCUCAGCCAGCCCCCUACUACCCUCAACCCCUGCCUUUCCAGCCCCACAGCCCUCGGAACGCCCGACCCUGGCCCCCCGCCUUUACUACCCAUUGUUCUUGGAACAUAGUCUGAGGCUGCCAGUUGGCAGAGCCGCCCCCACCAAGCCUCCCAUGGCCCCCAAGGGGGCCCAUGGGACUCCGGCCACUGGGGUGCUGAAGGUGUCUGUAACCAGGGCGGGGGGAUCUUGGCCCUGUGGCCCCCCGAGGGAUCCAGGGCAGGAGGGGGAGCUGGAGCAGACUGUGGAAGAAAGCCCGAAGAGGAAGCUACCCCUGAGAAACAAGCUGGAGUUCCAGAAGAUUCCAAGCUUAGCCAAGUUUGGUUACCAGAGGAGCCUGCCGCCUGGUCCCCCAGCAAUGCUCUGGAGAGAAGACAAAGAGCCCUUGGACACAGAGACUCCAGUCCAGCCGCUGCGAAGUCUGGGACCUGGUGGCCCUGGGCGCGUGGGGGAGGACUUGACCCAGGCCCUAGGUGACUAUGUACAUGUGGAGCAGCUGGUGCCUUCGGGUGGCCUGGCCCCACGUCCCCUUCAGGAGCAGUUGGGUAAGAUCCGCCAGGAGCUGCUGCACAUACACCGGGCUUUGGAACGUGCUGUGCACCCCUCUGACGCGCCACUCGACCUCUCUGUGAAACGGGGGUCCAUCAAGGGGCCUGAGCCACCUGCAGGAGCCUGGGGGGCGCCUGAGUCGGUGCCUCCACUUAGCCAGGGGACUCCUGAGCUGCCCUUCUCCAAUCACACCACUAAGUGUGAAGCUGACUCCAGCGUCCCACCCCCGGGCCUCUCCCUGCCUGUCUGCGAGGAUAUCACUCCCUGUGGUGGGUGGAGCACCCUCGGUGCUGCAGGGGGCUCCCGGGCCCCUGAGGCUGUCCCUAGCUUGCAGAUGCCCCGGGGUGCUGAGAGGCGUCUCAUCUCAGGUGCUGGGGAGCCAGGGGAGGGAGACUCGGGGCCUCAGACAGGCCAUGGGCAGUGCCAGGCGGGCAACCUGGAUGGUGGGCUGGUCUGCCAACACCCUCCUAUGCCUACUGCCUCCAUUGUCUUGGAAAUCUACGUGCCCCCUGGGCAGACGGCUUCAGUUCAGGAGCAAGCCUCACCCAAGAAGGCCUGCAGGCCAGCCACUGCCCUAAUCAGACCACCUCAGGCAGGAAGGGUGCGGUUGGGUUGGGAGGGCUUGGUGACUUCAGCAGGGAUCAGCUCUGUGGUAUCCCCCAACAUCAAAGGCACCCAGGGCGCCAAGCCUUAG
Chrysochloris asiatica (Cape golden mole) is the source of this 1923-nucleotide messenger RNA. It is a transcript of the gene PRR35, whose product is annotated as chromosome unknown open reading frame, human C16orf11. The record is from RefSeq and is a predicted model, not a curated record. The transcript is spliced from 4 exons. Bases 1 to 1923 code for a protein of 640 amino acids. Lineage: Eukaryota; Metazoa; Chordata; Mammalia; Afrosoricida; Chrysochloridae.